This is a messenger RNA of Aedes albopictus (Asian tiger mosquito), 7387 nucleotides long. RefSeq lists its product as uncharacterized. Gene Ontology annotation, molecular function: nucleic acid binding. Gene Ontology annotation, biological process: DNA integration. NCBI's taxonomy places the organism in Eukaryota, Metazoa, Arthropoda, Insecta, Diptera, Culicidae. The record is from RefSeq and is a predicted model, not a curated record. The transcript is spliced from 2 exons. The coding region runs from base 649 to 6669 and encodes 2006 amino acids.
CGCCCCUCGGGCGAUACGCACCUUACAUCGUCGACCUUGGUUCGUCGACCGUCGGUACAAUUGACGUUCAAUUGUCUGAGAAGGCAGCCGACAUGAUCGUUAGCUUUGACAGAGAAGAGAAACAACAGAAAUGCUGAUUCAUGUUGAUGUGCAGUGAGAAAUAGGAAACUGGAAAAGUAAAUUUGUUACUAUUAUAAUUAUUAAUAUCUAUCAGUGCUUAAUAUUAGCAAGGAGUGAUAUUGCUAUUACUCCCUUUGAUUGCCGGUUUGCAAUCGUGUUGCCCAAUUCAUUAUUGUAUUAUUUGGGAAUUCCAUAGUUUGUGGAGACACAAUUGAGUGCAAAGGGUAAGAACUAAAACCUAAAACAUGCAUUUGAUUAAAACUUAUCCUAAACGUUUAAAACCUAAUGUUACAUGCAGCUUAACCUAAAUACGAAGGAGGCUUCAAUUAGCAGAGUCGAGGUAGAAGAGAUUGCAGGAGGCACUAAACGUAAGAUCAACUUUAUUGUAUCCUUAAACCCCAUAUUAACUUCUUAUCAUUAUUAAAGGAAAUUUUAACCAGCCAAAAGUGUGCGUUGGUUCAUUUUUUCGGAAGACGAUUCCUCCAGUUGGCGCGGCCAACAUAUUAAAAUUUCGUUUACCCCGGAACGAUGUCGGAUCCAGGUAUGGAUGCUGCGAAGAAGACCAAAGGUAAGCAGCAGAAGUCUCCUCCUAGUAUAAGGUCAGUAAAUAAAGAACCCCCCAAAGACCCGUCUAAACAGACCCAGAACAAAGCCUCAAAAAGCGACAUCGUCGCCAGUUCGACCUCUAAACCUCUAAAUCCCCCUAAAUCAGACCCUCAAGCCACCAUUUCGGCUGAAAAGAGUUGUGCGUUAUGCGAAAACCCGGUUAAUGAGCGUAUGGUGCAAUGCAAUACAUGUGACGUGUGGCAUCAUUUCUCGUGCGUGGGUGUUUCCGAGGAUAUCAAGGGCUACAAUUGGACCUGCUUGAAAUGCGAUACCGCGAAGGCAGCCAAAGGUGCGAUUCCACGGAAGAUGAUGACGCGAGCUGCAGCUGCAAAAGGUACAAAGAAGGCGAAUCGGAAGGAGGGGCAGAUAGAUGGAGUGAACGAGCAGACGAAAGAGGCCGAUGAGCUAGCCGGUGCAGUCGGAGGGCCAGCUCCAAGCUUGAAAGCGAGCCGGGCCGGUUCCGUAGUUUCAGCAGCAUCACGAAAGUCAGCAAAAGCUCGUUUGGACGUGGAACUGCAGCAGAUCAAAGCUGAGGAGGAGUUGAUGCGAGAAGAAAUGCAACGGAAGCGAGAAUUGGCGAAGAAGAAGUUCGAGGUCCUGAAGGAGAUGGCUGAUCUGGAAGGUAGUGGCGAAUCCGCUGUUGAUCAGCCGAAUGUCGUCAAUAAAGUUGAGCACUGGUUGAAGCGUCACAGCGAGAUCCGUGAAAAGGACAAGCAGUCGUACAAGGAAGCCAGAGAUUAUGAUUCUGAAGACUGCGUGGAAACCGAGGCUUCGAGCGAAAUUUCAGCGUCUGGUAGCGAAUCAGAUAGUGAUGAAGAGACGUCGACGGACAGCGGAGCGGAUCGAGAUGGUAGAGCAGAUGGAGCGCAAUCCGUCGGAGAGCUCGUAGGGCGAAGGCAUCUCAGGCCUAAAAUGACCUCGACCAGGAAGGUCCCGAAAGGUGGAAGUAGCAACCGAUCUGGAACGGAGCGACAACAAUCAUUGCGGAGCGACAGGAAGCUUUCGAAGGAUGAACUAGCAGCCCGUCAAGUUGUUCCUCGCGAACUGCCGAAGUUUAGCGGUAAUCCGGAGGAAUGGCCGAUGUUUGUGUCAACGUACGAAGAUACUUCAGCCAUGUGUGGAUACACGGACGCCGAAAACAUGAUUCGCCUCAGGAACUGUUUGAAGGGAGAUGCGUUCAACGCUGUCCGAAGUUUUUUGAUGCGGCCUGAAACCGUGGGAAGAGCGAUCAGUGCGUUGAAGCUGCGGUUUGGCAGACCGGAGACGAUUAUCGACUACUUAAAGGAGAAAAUAAUAGCAAUGCCGAUCAUCAAGCCGGACGCGAUGGACAAGCUGGUCGACUUUGCGCUGGAAGUUCAAAACCUCUGUGCUACGAUAGAAGCUUGCGGAGAGAAGCAGUACAUGUGUGAUACGACGUUGCUGAAGGAAUUCGAGAAGAAGUUGCCACCGCAAAUUAGACUGGACUGGGCCCGAUACAAGAGGAAGUUGCGGAAAGCGAAGCUGUCCACGUUUGGCCGGUGGAUAUACAACCUGGCGGAGGAUGUGAACGUGGUCUUCGAACCGCAGUGCCGUGGAAACAAGACGCAGGAGUUCGCGAGAGGAGUUCGUAAGGAGAAGUACGUGAGCACCCACACUGAAGUGCCGGUCACGGAUAGGUAUCAGCAAGCCCGCCAAACUCAGCAGUCAGCAGUCGUAGGGAGCGGAGAAUCGAAACCCUGCCCGGCCUGCAAGAGUGAUUGCAAGUGUCUGGCAAAAUGCAAAAGAUUUCUGGAUUUGUCGUACGAGGCGAAAUGGGCCACUGUUCGCGGCUUCAAUUUCUGUCGCAAGUGUCUUCGGCAACAUAAAGGUGGCUGCAAUUCCGGAGAAUGUGGAAAGAACGGUUGCACGUUCAAGCACCACGUAUUACUCCACAGAGACUUAGCCGUACCCGGUGCAUCGAGCAGUGUUACACCCAACAGAUGUGGGUCUUCAAAGCAGAACGAAGAACGCAAUGUGAAUACGCACCAGUCAUCAACAGGUCCAGGAUCGUUCCGGUACCUGCCGGUAACUCUGUAUGGCGACGGUGUGCACGUGAGAUGUUACGCCUUUUUAGACGAUGGGUCAGAGUUAACACUCAUCGAUCAGCAGCUUGCGGAGGAUCUUAAGCUUUCUGGAGCAGUUCUGCCUCUCUGCCUGAAAUGGACGGGAGGUACCCACCGCUACGAAUCAGACUCACAGAGUAUCAACGUCGAAAUAUGCGGAAAGGAUGGAAAGCGGACGUUAUUGCAGGACGUGAGGACUGUCGAAGAGCUACAACUGCCGUACCAGUCACUAGAUAUGGACCAACUCUCAGAGCGGCACGGCUACCUGCGUGGUCUGCCCGUGGACUCGUAUUGUAACGUUCGUCCACGAAUACUGAUUGGAUUGAAGCAUGCCAACCUAAUGCUGGUGCGAAGGAGUCGUGAUGGCAAAAUGGGUGAGCCAAUCGCCGUCAAAACCAAUCUUGGCUGGACUGUAUACGGUGGCUGGGAAUCGCAGGACUCUUCGAGUACAGCCAGUCAUACGUACCACAUCUGCUCCUGCAACGAACCAGGCCUGACGCAUCUGAAUCAGAUGGUGAAAGAUUACUUCUCCAUGGAUGGUUUGGUAGUUCAACCGAGCCACGUUGGACGGCUUUCUAAGGACGAUGAACGCGCCAUGGCUCUUCUGGAAUCUCGCACUCACUUCAACGGAGAACGUUACGAAGCAGGCCUGUUAUGGCGGUCCGACAGAAUCCGUCUGCCGGACAACAAAGCAGUGGCAGUUCGUCGUUGGAGAUGCUUGGAAAAACGCAUGGAGAAGGACACGGAGUUAGCGAGCAUCCUGCAUGAAAAGAUUGCGGAAUACAGAUCGAAAAACUACAUCCGCAAGCUAACGUCGGAGGAGCUGUCAACAACAUACGAGCGGGUAUGGUACUUGCCUAUUUUUCCGGUAUACAAUCCGAAUAAGCCAGGCAAGGUCCGGAUUGUGUGGGACGCUGCCGCCCAAGCAUACGGGAUAUCCCUGAAUUCGGUGCUCCUCACUGGCCCAGACCAGUUAGCGUCUCUUGUGGGCAUCCUGUACCAAUUCCGUGAGCAUCGAAUAGGCGUUUGUGCCGACAUCCGUGAGAUGUUCCAUCAGGUCGACAUCAAUCCUGAGGACCAGCAAUGUCAGCGUUUUCUUUGGCGUGACCGCGACGAACACGGUGAUCCAAGCAUCUACGUCAUGCAGGUAAUGACAUUCGGGGCGAGCUGUUCUCCUGCCACAGCCCAGUUUGUGAAGAACAAGAACGCCGAAAGAUUCGAAGAAGAAUACCCAACAGCGGUAGCGGUCAUCAAAAAACGGCACUACGUGGAUGACAUGGUUUUCAGCGUUGAAACGGAGAAAGAAGCAGUUGAACUGGCGGAGUCGGUGCGUUUCAUCCACAUGGAAGGUGGAUUUGAAAUCCGCAAUUGGGUUUCCAAUUCUCCGUUGGUGCUUUCCACUAUGAAUGGAGAAGAGUCAACGGAAAAGGACCUGAACAUAUCUGCGGAAGUGGCGAGUCAAAAAAUCCUCGGAAUGUGGUGGCAUACGAAGGACGACGUGUUCAAAUAUAAAAUAUGCUGGACCAGAUUUGAUUCGGCACUGCUUGAUGGAAGUCGUUGCCCUACUAAACGGGAGAUUCAUCGGACGCUGAUGACCAUAUACGACCCUCUAGGUCUCAUCGACCACUUUCUGGUGUUGCUGAAAAUCUUGCUACAGGAAGUUUGGCGUGCUAAUGUUGACUGGGACGAACGAAUUCCCGACAACCUGUUCGAGAAGUGGCGUGACUGGCUACAAUUGCUACCCGAGGUAGAGAAAUUACGAAUUCCUAGGUGUUACCGGCAAGUUGUUUCAUCCUUGGACGCAGCUUCCAUCGAAAUUCACGUAUUCGUUGACGCAAGCGAAAGUGCAAUGGCAGCGGCAGUGUUCUUGCGACUCGUAGAAGGGAAUCAAGUGGAAUGUUCGCUGAUUGCUGCAAAGACUCGCGUAGCACCCCUGAAGUACACCUCCAUUCCACGAUUAGAACUACAGGCUGCAGUCUUCGGGUGUAGAUUGGCGAAGAACGUUAUAGGAAAUCUGACGGUGAACAUCUCCAAGUGUACCUACUGGACUGACUCCCGAAACGUUCUGUGUUGGUUAAGAGCCGAUCAUAAACGUUACAGUGCUUUCGUCGGGUCAAGGGUAAGCGAAAUACAAGAAUCGACAGACGUCCGCGAGUGGAGAUGGGUUCCGACUCGUUCUAACGUUGCUGAUGAUGGGACAAGAUGGCGAGAUCGACUCGACUUGUCGGCGAGUAGCAGGUGGUUCAAAGGACCAGAAUUCUUGAUGCAAGCGGAAGAAAACUGGCCAACACUUCCACAAAAGUUGCUUUCCACUGAGGAAGAAAUGCGACCCAGCGUGUUGCUUCACUUCAAAGUUCCCGAACCUGCGAUAGAUGUGGGAAGAUUUUCGAGUUGGCGGCGAUUGCUAGCGGUGACUGGAUACGUCCUUCGAUUCUGCUUGAACCUUCAACGUCGUCGUAGUCAGCAUCCACGCAGAACUGGACCGUUAUCGAGCGAAGAACUUCGGGAAGCGGAAGAACACCAUUACCGGCAAGCGCAACGAGAUGUGUACCAGGACGAAGUCGCAGCGCUGGAGACGAAAGAAUCCACUAUCAAGCGUAUUCCAAAGACGAGUCUACUUUACAAGUUGAGCCCGUUCGUUGACGAAUCCGGUGUAAUGAGGAUGAAAGGGAGAACCACUGUGUGCGCGUAUUUGCACAGUGACGCCAAGAAUCCUGUUAUUCUACCUCCAAAGCAUCCAGUAACAUCACUAAUAUUAGUCCAUUACCACGAAAAGUUUUUGCACCGCAACUACGAAAUAGUAGUCAACGAAGUCCGCCAGAAGUACAGCAUCUUCCGCCUGAGACAAGCCCUUGCUGCGAUUCGUAAAAACUGCCAGUGGUGCAAAAACCGUGACGUUCUUCCUCAACCGCCGGAAAUGGCAGAUCUUCCUGCGGCCCGACUGUCUGCGUACACAAGGCCAUUCGCACACGUAGGGGUGGAUUAUUUUGGCCCAAUUGAGGUAAUGGUAGGUCGAAGGGUCGAGAAAAGAUGGGGGGUUCUACUGACUUGUUUAACGGUAAGGGCCGUUCAUAUUGAGGUAGCGCACUCUCUGACAACUAGUUCCUGCAUAAUGGCAUUGAGGAAUUUCACGGCACGUAGAGGUACACCGGUCAGCUUUUACAGCGACAGGGGUACCAAUUUUGUGGGCGCAAACCGGGAGCUUCAGGAAACCAUGGAAGCGGUCAACCAGAACCAGGUGAUGCGUGAGUUUGUCACCUCAUCUACUGCUUGGCAGUUCAACCCACCGGCGGCACCCCACAUGGGCGGCAGUUGGGAGAGGCUCAUCCAAUCGGUCAAGCGAAACCUGGUGGAAGUUCUACAUGCGCGUCGGCCAACUGAUGAGGAGCUACGCAAUGCGUUGACGGAAAUAGAAGGUGUGCUGAAUGCACGCCCUCUGACUCACGUGCCCAUUGAUGACGAAGCGGCACCAGCGUUAACCCCCAACCACUUCCUGUUGGGUUCAUCCGACGGUUCCAAACCGUUGUCCCUGGUUGAUGCGGAUACUGCUGCACUACGGCGAGGUCAUCCGACUUCCCAAUGGUUGGCGAACCUUUUUUGGAAGCGAUGGGUUAGGGACUACCUACCCGACAUAACACGUCGUACAAAAUGGCACGAGCAGGCGAAACCUCUCCAAGUGGGUGACGUUGUAGUCAUUGCGGAUCCAGAGCACCCAAGAAGCUGUUGGCCUAAGGGACGAGUCAUUGGAGUAACCAGCAGUGGAAGACAAACUCGUAAAGCCACUGUGCAAACAUUGCAUGGAAUAUAUGAGAGACCAACCGUGAAGCUGGCGGUGUUAGAUGUUCGGCGCGAGAUGGAGUAAACGGAACCGGAAGGCCAGGUCCGUGUACCGGGGGGGAGUGUGACGCCCCUCGGGCGAUACGCACCUUACAUCGUCGACCUUGGUUCGUCGACCGUCGGUACAAUUGACGUUCAAUUGUCUGAGAAGGCAGCCGACAUGAUCGUUAGCUUUGACAGAGAAGAGAAACAACAGAAAUGCUGAUUCAUGUUGAUGUGCAGUGAGAAAUAGGAAACUGGAAAAGUAAAUUUGUUACUAUUAUAAUUAUUAAUAUCUAUCAGUGCUUAAUAUUAGCAAGGAGUGAUGUAAUUAUGAAUUAGAUGUUUAAUGAAUUCAAAGAAUUUAAUAUUUUGUUAUAUUUAGAUUGCUAUUACUCCCUUUGAUUGCCGGUUUGCAAUCGUGUUGCCCAAUUCAUUAUUGUAUUAUUUGGGAAUUCCAUAGUUUGUGGAGACACAAUUGAGUGCAAAGGGUAAGAACUAAAACCUAAAACAUGCAUUUGAUUAAAACUUAUCCUAAACGUUUAAAACCUAAUGUUACAUGCAGCUUAACCUAAAUACGAAGGAGGCUUCAAUUAGCAGAGUCGAGGUAGAAGAGAUUGCAGGAGGCACUAAACGUAAGAUCAACUUUAUUGUAUCCUUAAACCCCAUAUUAACUUCUUAUCAUUAUUAAAGGAAAUUUUAACCAGCCAAAAGUGUGCGUUGGUUCAUUUUUUCGGAAGACGAUUCCUCCAGUUGGCGCGGCC